UCAAUUUGCUUACAACUCAAAAGACUGAUGGCUAUGUUAAGUGACCUGAAACAGUGUUCCUCUUUGUCGCACAACUUAACGUUGUUUCUUGUUUGACGUGUGUGUGUGUGUUAGUAAAGCAUAUCUGGCAUUUUUAAACCCGAUCAGAAGUAUUUUCUCCCUGAGGAUGAAAACUUUUGCACCUGUAUGAUUCUUGAAACCCCGAGGGAUUCCCCGAAGGAGAAAACGGAAGCAGGAGUUAGGACAGGUUUUGCAAGUGGCACUUGGUGAUGCCAGGAUGUUAGAAGAGACGUCACUCAAAGCCAGUCACCAUGGAAACACCAGAGUAGGCCCCAGAGGAAGUGAUGAAGACCGAGUAGAGAAGCAAACAUGUGUUGAUACGGACCCCAAAAGUGGUCUCUGCCUACAGUCCUCUGAGACCUGCUUUCCCUCGAGAAGCUCUCAGCUGCGUGAUGAUUUGAAUGAUUUCUCUAAUGAGUGCUUGUCCAUCGGAGACUUGAGCCAAGAUGCUUCCUUCUCCCUCGAGAGCUGCGUCAAGCUGGAAAGGAGGUGGAUGCUGUGGUAUGAAUUUAAGAAAGAGCUCUCCUGUUUGGAUGACUGGCUUCAAUCAGCUGAGAAAAUUGCAGCGUCGCCGAACUCCAGCCAUGUGCUGUAUGUUACAGCGAAAGAGGAGUUACAAAAAUAUGAGAACCUGCGUGCUGAGACCAGGAUACGUUUAACUCAGCUGGACGGACUGACCCAGAGGAGUCGAGCUGUGGUCAGCCUGUUCAGAGGUGCUAUGGGCGCACGGCUCAUAGAGAUGAUGAAGGACUGCGGCCAGCGCUGGGAUCAGCUCAGCAACACUUUGGAGACUGUGUGCCGCAGGUUGAAGCAUUUUGUCUGCCAGCGGGAGGAUUUUGAGAGGCAGAGGGAAGAGAUGGCGGUGUGGCUGGCUGAUAUGGACCUCAGGCUCACUGAAGUGGAGCACUUCUCAGGCAAAGACACCUGCUCGAAGAUGCACCAGCUUCAGGGGUUUCAAGAGGCAGUUGGAGAGAGUGCGGGUCGGCUGAACGAUUUGCUCCAGCAUGGAGAAGAGUUGAUCCAAAGAAGUGAGCCGGCUGAUGCCCAGGCCAUCGAGAACCAGCUGCAGGAACUCCUGCUCCACUGUACCCGUGUUUUUCAGGGCCUUGGCCGUCUGCACACGCGCCUGCUCAGCAUGAGACUGGUUUUUGAGGAGGACUGGGCUCUGUGCGCUCCUGACUCUGGCUGUCCAUCUGAGAGUAUGCUGGAGGAUGAGUGUUUUAUGGACCGCAGCAUGGCGCCUCAGUCUCAGGCUUGUCUUCCUCAGUCCAGUCAGGAUCACCUGGUUCUGGAGUGGGACCCUUCGGUGGACAUUGGUGGUUCAAUUUCCCAUGAUGGCACAGAUUCAUCCUCCUUCAGUGCAGCUGCCGGUGUGCCUUACACAGAUGACCAGGCCAAAUAUCCUCUGAGGAGGAGAGUCUAUGUGAGUCCUAUGGACUUCCAACCAGACAAUGAAAUGAACAUCAAACUGCCAGGCAUUAAGAAGAGCUUAGAGUAUGCGGCCCAACCCCAGACGCCAGUGCCAGUAAUCAGUUCUGGCAAGCAUCAGUACGCCGGGCCAUUUAAGACGUCCACACCUGAAACUAGGGCUCCUGAAUCUGUGACCUUUGACCCUGAACGCAUCAGUGCUUGGCUGGGCCAGACGCAUCAACUUUGUUCUAAAGCUGUCCAGACAGACAGUGAUCCACAGGCGUGCUCCAGUUUUUCAUCUCUGCCGUCCGGAAAGGAAGAGGAGGAGGAGGAGGGAGUUGAGUAUCAAGAGAGCGUGCUCCCCCAGAGACGCCCCCACCCACUGCACACGUGCUCCACCCGCCCAUCCCAGUCAUGUGAUCUCCAGCAUCACUCUUACCAACGUCACCAAGACCCACAGAGGCAGCAGGAGAGACUUUGUUUCCCCGACUCUUUGGAGGACAACACCCGUGCAAAGUCUAGUCGUGAACUGUGUGGACCGAAGGCUUCUGCAGGCAGCUUAUGUCACAGUGGCUCCUGGUGUUUGUGGCCCUUGAGGUUUUUUAACAUGCGAAAGGCCUCAGCACCACUGCUGGUCCUCCUGUUUGCCCUCUUGCUUGCUCUGGUGAUCUGGUCUCUCGUCUCGCUCCACUAUACCUCAUGCCAUCAGUCCAAUACUCUGACCCGCUCAUUUCACUUGGCCCUGCAUUACAAAGGACCUCCACCUACCUGAGGACACACGCAAUAACAGCUUAGGAAGCACACCCGGGAUUGUUUUCAGGGUUUUUCGUAUGAUUUCUUUCAAAAUUUCUAUGAUUUCUCUUCUACUGAAAACGAAGUGGGCUUCUAUAACCGUUUGGAUGCAUGACCAGUGUUGCAUUAGUCACGGAUUGAACAAAAGUGUCCUUAAGCGCCGUCCACAAGAUUUAAAUAUGGUUGGACUCAAAGCUUACUAAUAUAACAAGUGCACUUAAUUCUGCUCUGACACUGCUAUUCUCACAAUGUCAGAGUAAAUUGUCUAAAACUAAAUUGAUUUGACAGCUCUGGAAGCAUCCCUGUUUAAAACUGCCAUGUUGAGCAUGUUUACUUGAAUUUUUGACUGACAGAUUUAGCAGUUUUGGCCAACCAGAUAUUUAUAGGUUUGUUUGAGGCAAAUUAAAAUAAAUAAUAGUAAUAAUUUAAAAAGUAGAUUGUUUAUGAAUGAAAGGUGUGUGUGGUGGUUGUUUUUUGUCAUUUUGUAAGAUUUUUGUUUUGUUUAAAGAGUUUUGUACGGAAAGAAUAUAACGGAACAUUUCAUACUGCCUCACAACAUGCAAUAUUUGAUUAAGAACCGCAUAUAUAUAUGUAUAAUGUAUAUGUAACGGCUGUAACAUUUAUUUUUAAAAGGGCAUUCUACACUGUAUGUAAUAGAUUGCAUCAGUCCAAUGAAGAAGACACCCAAGCAAGCUUUAAAGCAGAUGCUUGUGCUCAUUAAAGAUGGGUUUUGCACUGUUAUCCCCUUUUUUAUGACUUAAAAUAAAAGAGAUGAG
Messenger RNA from Puntigrus tetrazona (Sumatra barb), 3038 nucleotides. RefSeq lists its product as uncharacterized. Lineage: Eukaryota; Metazoa; Chordata; Actinopteri; Cypriniformes; Cyprinidae. The record is from RefSeq and is a predicted model, not a curated record. Gene Ontology annotation, molecular function: protein binding. Gene Ontology annotation, cellular component: meiotic nuclear membrane microtubule tethering complex; nuclear envelope; membrane.